This is a messenger RNA of Varanus komodoensis (Komodo dragon), 919 nucleotides long. RefSeq names its product heat shock protein family B (small) member 1 (gene HSPB1). Gene Ontology annotation, biological process: response to heat; protein refolding. The record is from RefSeq and is a predicted model, not a curated record. The transcript is spliced from 5 exons. Lineage: Eukaryota; Metazoa; Chordata; Lepidosauria; Squamata; Varanidae. The coding region runs from base 68 to 724 and encodes 218 amino acids. Gene Ontology annotation, molecular function: protein folding chaperone.
CUGCUGCUGAGCUGCCUGCUCAUUGCUCUGUGCAGACAGUGGCUGGACGGAGGCGCCGGGGCUGAGCAUGUCGGAACGCCAAGUUCCCUUCACUUUCCUCCGCAACCCCAGCUGGGACCCGUUCCGGGACUGGUACCGGGGCAGCCGGCUUUUCGACCAGUCUUUCGGGAUGCCCCUUAUCCCUGAGGACUGGUACAAGUGGCCGGCAGGGACCACCAGCUGGCCGGGCUAUGUGCGCCCCAUGCUCAGCACCAGCCCUGAGCCCGUGGUGACCAGCCCAGUCCCCGUCCCCGUCGCCGCGUCGCCAGCCGCCAACCCGGCCUACAGCCGAGCACUGAGCCGCCAGCUCAGCAGCGGCAUCUCUGAGAUCCGGCAGACAUCCGAGAGCUGGAAAGUGGCACUGGACGUCAACCACUUUGCCCCUGAGGAGCUGGUGGUGAAGACCAAGGACGGCGUGGUGGAGAUCACCGGAAAACAUGAAGAAAGACAGGACGAGCAUGGCUACAUUUCCAGGUGUUUCACGAGGAAAUACACGCUUCCUCCUGGCAUUGACCCAACGGUGGUCCGUUCCUCGCUUUCGCCUGAUGGCACGCUGACCGUGGAAGCCCCGUUGCCCAAACCUGCCAUCCAAUCCGCCGAGAUCAAGAUCCCGGUCACCUAUGAGACUCAUGCCCAGAUCCCUGCGGCAGAGGCCAAGAAGCCCGAAGAAGCGGCCAAGAAAUAAACAGCACGUGGAGCGCUGCAGCUGCGGGCCGGGAUGGUUCGACCCAGCUUUUGCGGGCCCCUUUGCGAGGCAGCGACGAAGAUGAAGAUCUCACGGGCCAGGAGUGGCCACCCGGCCAUUUCUGUGGGCCCUGCAUGACCUCACACCAAAUUGGCCAAAUUCACAUUUUACAAAUAAACACGUUUGAAAAGCUCA